This is a messenger RNA of Prunus mume (Japanese apricot), 862 nucleotides long. RefSeq names its product kunitz type trypsin inhibitor 104-like. Gene Ontology annotation, molecular function: endopeptidase inhibitor activity. NCBI's taxonomy places the organism in Eukaryota, Viridiplantae, Streptophyta, Magnoliopsida, Rosales, Rosaceae. The record is from RefSeq and is a predicted model, not a curated record.
GUUGGCCUAAGAAAAUCACAAACACCUUCUACAAAACCCAGCAAUUGUUUCUUUGUAUCCUGGAGAUUAUACAUCGAAAACAUAUACUCGAAAUUAGAAUGAUGUCCAUGAAGUUGAUUGGAAGCCUCAGCUGCUGCUUAUGGCUAGUCAUGGCCAUAGCCACCGUAGCUCAAACAUCCGAUGACUCGAAUGCUCCGGUGCUUGACACUUCCGGUCAGGCUCUUCAAGCCGGUGUAGAUUACUACAUCAAACCCGCCAUUACUGACAGUGGCGGUCGUUUCACUUUGAUAGACAGAAAUGGCUCAUGUCCAUUGUAUGUCGGUCAAGAAAACGUCUCAGGCCCUGAGGGCUACCCUGUGACAUUUGCUCCUUUUGUAGAGGGAGAAACUGUGGUGAGGGAGGCAAGGGACCAAAAGAUCACAUUCUCAGCAGCCACAAUCUGUGUGCAGUCAACUGCAUGGAAGUUGGGUGAGACUGAUCAAGUCACCCAAAGGAGAUUGAUUGUCACCGGAGAAGAUCAAAACCAAGGCAUCGCUGGUCCGGCUCGAAACUACUUUAGGGUUAACAAGCAGGCAGCUCUAGAUGGUGUCUACAAUCUGCGAUGGUGCCCAACUGAACUAUGCCCUACUUGCAGGUUUAUAUGUGGGUCUGUUGGAGCUCUUGUGGAGAAUGGGAAGAGGUUGCUUGCCUUGGAUGGUUCUGUGCUUCCUGUUGUGUUUGAGAGGGCUUAAGUAAAUAUUUGAUCCAUAUUUAUUAUGUAUUAAUGGGAUGGGAAUAAUCAUGUCAUAUAGCUGACGUAUAUGAUCAGUCUCUUAAUUAUAAAUAUAAAUAAACUCUUGCAACUAAUGUCAUGGGGAACUUA